Populus nigra (black poplar) is the source of this 730-nucleotide messenger RNA. RefSeq lists its product as uncharacterized. The record is from RefSeq and is a predicted model, not a curated record. The transcript is spliced from 2 exons. Lineage: Eukaryota; Viridiplantae; Streptophyta; Magnoliopsida; Malpighiales; Salicaceae. Bases 184 to 330 code for a protein of 48 amino acids.
GUCUUUCCACCAUUUCUUUGACUUCACCUUCUGUAAUUGAAAACUUUGUGUGGAAGGGUUGAUCCUGAGAUGGGGUUAUCUUUUAUCCCUUAAAAGCUCAAAAACAACAGUGGACUUGUUGUCUUAAAAGGGAGAGAAAAGGAUAGAAAGCAAGAAAGGGAAAGAGAAACAGAGAGAGGGGAAAUGGCAAUGCCAUGGGUUAUGGCCUUAUGGAUGGCAAAUAUGGUGUGGGUGGCACUUAUUGGAUGGGUUUCUUCUUGCUUGACUGUUGCUGAUGAGCUUGCCAGCUCUCUGAGAACUGGAGAUAUUGGUCUUUUUCAUGUUGGCUGAUCCUUCUCCUUAAAAAAAAAAAAAAAGAUCAUAUCCACAGAAGAGGAGACUAUUCUGCAGAAUUUGGAGCUCUCAAUCCUCUGCAAUUGUGCUAUGAAUGUUUGCAAGGUGUGAGAUUUAAAAGAUGAACGUUUCAAUUGUUCUUUCCAUUGCACUGAUGGUUGAACGCCAGCCAUCAUGAAUUGUAUAUAGAUCGGCGGCACUGUCAAUAUACCAAUGAAAGGAACGUUCGAUUUAGUUUGUUCUGUGUUGGCACUGCAAGGGGGGUGUGAUUUAUUAGUGAGCCUUGCUCCUGCAAGGCAUUAGAGAUAUGAAAUUAUCUUGACUGCUGUUUCUGCCUGUCACGCAAUUGUAAAUGAUUGUGAGACCUAUUAAUUUUAAUUAUUUUUCUUGCAUCAAA